Molecule: messenger RNA, 3717 nt
Organism: Mercenaria mercenaria
Lineage: Eukaryota; Metazoa; Mollusca; Bivalvia; Venerida; Veneridae
Product: aldehyde dehydrogenase, mitochondrial-like
Exons: 13
Coding region: 66-1628 (520 amino acids)
Molecular function (GO): aldehyde dehydrogenase (NAD+) activity
Source: RefSeq, a predicted model, not a curated record
AGUUAUAUACUGUGCAAAAAGUGCCGCGUAAACAAGCGAUAUCCUGUUUAGUGUUGGUGUUUAAAAUGUCUGCCAUUCUAAAACUUGGACGUGCCAGGUCAGCCUGGGGACUUCUUAGGACGCAGAAAGCAUGUAUGUCAGUGGCGCUCCCGCAACCGAACCCGCAACCAAACAUUCAAUAUAAUAAGGUCUUCAUUAACAAUGAGUGGCGUGAUGCUGUAAGCGGCAAAACUUUUCCGACUAUCAACCCGAGUACCGGGGAGGUAAUCUGUCAUGUCGCCGAAGGGGACAAGGCUGAUGUGGACAUUGCUGUUAAAGCUGCUACUGAUGCUUUCAAACUUGGAUCACCAUGGAGACGUAUGGACGCUGGAGAAAGAGGAUACAUGAUGAAUAAAGUUGCAGACUUGAUUGAAAGGGACAGAAAAUACUUGGCAGAAUUGGAGACCUUGGACAAUGGUAAACCAUACAAUGUAGCGUUUAGCACUGACCUUGAGUUGACAUUACGAUGCUAUAGAUACUAUGCAGGCUGGGCAGACAAAAACCAAGGGAAAACCAUACCGAUUUGGGGAGACUUUUUCAGCUACACAAGACAUGAGCCUGUCGGAGUAUGUGGACAAAUUAUCCCCUGGAACUUCCCACUGUUGAUGCAAGCAUGGAAACUUGCGCCAGCACUUGCCACAGGAAAUGUUGUGGUAAUGAAACUAGCUGAGCAGACACCACUUACUGGACUGUACAUCGCUUCUUUGUUUAAGGAGGCUGGAUAUCCAGAGGGUGUACUCAAUGUUAUUCCGGGGUACGGACCUACAGCCGGGGCAGCUAUCUCAAAGCACAUGGACGUACACAAAGUGGCAUUCACAGGAUCUACUGAAGUUGGUCAGAUAGUUGCUGCUGAUGCUGCUACGUCCAAUUUGAAGAGAGUCACCCUCGAACUGGGAGGCAAAAGUCCAAAUAUCAUCUGUGCUGAUGCUGAUGUUGACAUGGCUGUAGAGCAGGCCCAUUUCGGACUGUUUUUCAACAUGGGACAGUGCUGCACUGCAGGGUCAAGGACAUACAUCCAUGAGAGCAUCUACGAUAAGUUUGUUGAGAAGAGCAUGGAAAGAGCAUUGAAAAGAUCAGUUGGGAACCCCUUCGAUUCCAAGAAUGAGCAAGGACCACAGAUUGAUGAGGAACAGAUGAACAAGAUAUUGGCACUGAUUAAUAGUGGUAAGCAAGAGGGUGCCACCUUGAUGGCUGGGGGUAAACGUGCUGGGGACAAGGGAUAUUUUAUUGAGCCAACUGUAUUUAAAGAUGUCAGUGACAACAUGACCAUUGCCAGAGAAGAGAUUUUCGGACCUGUCCAACAGUUAAUGAAAUUCAAGACAAUUGAUGAGGUCAUUGAGCGCAGUAAUAUUAACAAGUACGGACUUGCUGCUGCAGUCGUAACAAAUGAUCUCAACACAGCUCUACAAGUUGCAAACAGUGUUAGAGCAGGAACUGUCUGGGUGAAUUGUUACGAUGUGUUUGAUAGUUGUGCUCCAUUUGGUGGUUACAACAUGUCCGGUAAUGGAAGAGAACUGGGAGAAUACGGACUUGAGGCCUACACAGAAGUUAAACAUGUGGUUAUCAAGGUCCCUCCAAAGAAUUCAUAAAAGGGAAUACCAGAAUCAGUCCCUUAAAGUGAAAAAAACAAAACAUUUAAACUGAAAGUGCACAAAUAUACAAAAAAAAUCAACAACAAGAAAAACAUGAAAUUUCUGCAACAGUCCGCACUGAAAUGUGAUACAGGUGUGAGAAAUCUGUAUCCAUAGAAAUGCUUUCAGUAUAAAGAUUAACAAUUGUAAAGACGAAUGUAAUAUAUGUUACAUGUAACCUGUAUACUGAUAUUCUGUAUCCUAUCCCCAGGAGCUGUAAGCUUCAUUCUAUACAAUCCUAACUUCAACUAUUAAAAUGUUAGAUAUUCAUUAUUAAGGUAGUUGUGCACAUUUGUUACACCAGACGUUUUGUCUUGGUGUUAAUUCAUUUGGAUAACCUAGAAUUAAACAUUUGGUACGAUAUACAGAAACAUAAAAUAUGCAUCAGAUAAGUAAAAGUGUUAAUGAGUAAAUAAAUAUAAUAACUAUAAUAAUAAUAUACAUUGUAGAAUUCCUUCUGCAAAUUUCAACAAAAACUGGUUUUUUCCAAAGACUGCCAUCACAAAAGUAUGUUUGAGUUUUGUUUUGUUUUCAAACCAGUCUGGUAAAAUAUCAAUUGGGAUGUUCAAAAAAUUUGGAUUAAAUAAAAUUUUGUAUUGCAGAAAAAAAGUUUAAUCUGAAUGUGCAGAACCACCUUAAGGUGUCAGUCUUGUAAUGUGCAUGUGUUUUUUUUUUUUUUAAAUGUCUCAUACAUUAUAGACCGGUCACGUUAGUAGACUCUGUUAUCUUAAUGAUUUGCAAGAAUUAAAAAUCAUUCUGGAAAAAUAGCUCCAGAAAUUGUCAUGAAAUACACUCGUUACAGUAUAUGUAGUUAUAAAAUGCAAUUUAAGUUGUGUAUUGCAACACUAAAUUAGAUGAAGUUUAUUAUUUGAUGCAGGCACAGGUGUCUGUUUUCAGGAAGUUCAAAGCUAAAAAAAGACAUGUAUGAUCAACAUUAAUGCUGACCUUAAACUUACCUAUGUUUUAUUUGAUAUCAUUGAUUUAUUAUUUAAAAAAAGGGAACAAGUUUUUGAUAAUUAUUUAUUACUGUUGUUUUUUUUUUCAUACAUAUAUAUUGAUCAGCUUUCUGUUACGUUUCGAAUAUUUUGUCUUUUUUAUCGUUAAAUUUUCAAAAAUUUUAAUUGUAAAAAAGGAUGAGACAAAACUGCACUGACAUUUUUCAGUCGAAGCCUUAUUAAAAAGUCUUUUUGUGUGCAACUUGUUUACCUUAAUUGUGCAGUUGCUUUUUUUUAUUUUGGCAUGUUCGAAAUUUUGAAUUUCAUAUUAAGCUUAUAAUUAAAAAGUAAUAAAACACAGAAAAUGCAUGUUUUAAUUGAUUUGAAAUGGAUGCAGAGGUUUAUGGUAAAACUCAGGACUGUCUCAAUAAUUUUGAAUACACCAGCAUUAUUUCGAUUCAAGUAUAUUUUACAUGUUAAAUAAUAGAUCAAAAUAUACAGUUAAGAUAUUGCUAGGUCCCUGUGAGUAGGUCAAUGUGAAACGGACUUCAGCUCUGCUUGUUUAAUAAACAUGAUUCAUCAUUAGAGUUAGUCAUUAGUGUACGAUAUAAAUAUAUUUGAGCCGUGCCAUGAGAAAACCAACAUAGUGGCUUUGCGACCAGCAUGGAUCCAGACCAGCCUGCGCAUCCGCGCAUUCUGGUCAGGAUCCAUGCUGUUCGCUAACAGUUUCUCCAAUUCCAAUAGGCUUUAAAAGCGAACAGCAUGGAGCCUGACCAGACUGCGCGGACGCGCAGGCUGGUCUGGAUCCAUGCUGGUCGCAAACCCGCUAUGUUGGUUUUGUCAUGGCACGGCUCAUUUUAUAUUCCCAUUCUUUUACAAGGGUAAACAAAACCAUACUUGGGUACAUCUUUUCCAGGUUUAAACAUUACAUUUUGUAAAAUUUUGUUUGCUUAUUUGCUAUCACACACUUAUCUAGGUCUUUCUAGAUUUUGUUAUCUACGUAGUAUGUUAACUUAGUGCUUUUGCAUCAUGUUGUCUACCUAAAUAUAAACAUUUUAGUAAUCAGGGUGUCUAACUGUAAUGUCUCAUGUAAUAAAUAUGUAUACAUCAAG